GCUUGGCAUGCAUUGUCGUGCCGUGCUUGGAAGGCGCGAUCGUGUCCUCAACAGCCAGCUGUUAGAAGCUUCUAUUGCGACGCACACGCUCGCCUUGACGAACCGACGACGAACUACCUCCCCGGCAGCUUCAAGGAUAACUGCCUACCGGCCUCAAACUGGCUGUUUCGUAGACAAGUCGACGGCCUGCAUUGCUGUAGCGGCUUGACCCUGCGAUAAUCGAAGCUAUCGAAGUUGCGCCUAAAACAAGCUGAGAGAGAGAGCUCUCGAGAUGGGGCUCAAUCUCUUUCGCGUAGCCGGGGACCUCUCCCACCUGGCAUCCAUCUUCAUUCUGCUGCACAAGAUCGUCCAGCUUAAGAGCUGCUCUGGCAUCUCUUUCAAGUCGCAAGUCCUGUACCUGUUAGUCUACAUCACACGCUACUUGGACCUCCCAUGGACGCACUCCCCCUACAACUUCAUCUUCAAGGUCCUCUUCAUCUCCUCCCAGCUCUACACAAUCUACCUCAUGACCAAAGCCUACCGGCCGACCAACGACCCGGGGCUCGACACCUUCCGCGUCGAGUACCUGCUGGGCUUCGCGGCCGCGCUGGCCAUCCUUUUUCCCGUGAAAUACACCGUGCUCGAGGUCUUCUGGGCGUUCUCGAUCUGGCUCGAGUCGGUCGCCAUCCUGCCGCAGCUCUUUAUGCUGCAGCGCACGGGCGAGGCCGAGGCCAUCACGGCGCACUACCUGUUUGCGCUAGGCACGUACCGCGCCCUGUACAUCCCCAACUGGAUCUACAGGUACAUGACGGAGCCACACCACAAAGUGGAUACCAUUGCCGUGGUGGCCGGUGUGCUGCAGACGGUGCUGUAUAGUGAUUUCUUUUGGAUUUAUUAUACCAAGGUGAUGAAGGGGGAGAAGUUCAAGCUGCCGGUUUAAAGGGCGAUGUUUCGGAUUGGCCUGGGCGGGAAUGGGUGACGGUUGGUGGGAGCUUGAGGGUGAGGUAACGAUGCCAUCUAUCGCAUCGUCCCUGUUUCUCUCCCUCCCGAGGUGUUGUGGGGGUCAAGGGGGCUAUGUGUGAUGAACGACAUGGAUGGAUGGAUGGAAAAGUAGUACAAGGCUAUAAUCACGCGAGGCUGAGGUACGAUUUGGUCGUUCGGAGACAGAAAAAGAGGCGGCUAAUGCCUGUCCGGCGUUUGGGAGAUAUGGGUUCUACUUCAGCUGAAUUUGGAGGCGGCGGGUUACGGUCGGAUAACAAUUGGUCGAACGUCUUCAAUGUAUAUAAAUAGCGGUUCUGCAAAAAGCUGGAGUUGACGUUGUUUGGC
Parathielavia appendiculata is the source of this 1305-nucleotide messenger RNA. RefSeq names its product ER lumen protein retaining receptor. Gene Ontology annotation, biological process: endoplasmic reticulum to Golgi vesicle-mediated transport; protein retention in ER lumen. The transcript has 4 exons. Gene Ontology annotation, cellular component: endoplasmic reticulum; membrane; cis-Golgi network. The record is from RefSeq and is a predicted model, not a curated record. Bases 272 to 919 code for a protein of 215 amino acids. NCBI's taxonomy places the organism in Eukaryota, Fungi, Ascomycota, Sordariomycetes, Sordariales, Chaetomiaceae. Gene Ontology annotation, molecular function: ER lumen protein retrieval receptor activity.